AUGGAACUUCCUCAACCUUUACCUCCUAUUCUCAUCACCGUCUAUGCUAUUCAUGACUUUCAAGCAGAAAAUCCUGAUGAACUCUCAUUCUCAGCUGGUGAACCAAUCGAUGUCACUGAGAAAGAUGAUCAGUAUGGUGAUGGUUGGUGGCAGGGUCGCAAUACCAAGGGUGCAUAUGGCUUGUUUCCACAAGCUUAUACAUCUCCUCAACCUACUUUACCUAUCAAUUCAGAUGGUCAACCUACUAUGAAUGAAACUCUCUUUGAUGUUCAAAAGGCAAUCGAUUCAAUACAUCAUCCACCUUCUUCUACCGUCUCAUUAACCAAUGGGAUCCCUUCUUCACUUCUAACUGAACAUCCUAGCUCAACUCAUCUCAAUCCUGAACAUUCAGAUGAUGAUGAUGAUCGUACUCGAUCAGAGCAUCAUCUCACCUGGGAUGCUCAUAACGGUGGCGCUGCUAAAGCCAGAACUGCAUUGGCUGAAAAAGCAAGGGCUGAUGCUCUCGCUCAUCAAUCCGUCAUGGAUCGAUUGAAAUCAGCUUCAAAUACGCUUUACUCUCAUCCUGGCUCAGCUUCUAGCUCGCGUAUCAGUAUACCUGAACUAAACGAAAUCGACCUAUCAGAAGAGAGUGGAGAUGAUGAAGACGAUCGGAUGGGUUACGCUUUACGUGCUCAACAUCAGUUCCAAGGCCCUAGUCGUUCAAAGAAUCAAAACGAUCAUGGUGAUCCUUCUCAGUCCUCAAGUCUUCCUGGUACACCUGAUCCUCGGGAUAAGCUAGUCGUAGCUACGCAAAAAUUGGGCCUCGAUGGCGACCAUGAAUCCUCUCGUUUCGCUUCCGGCCCUUUCUCAGCUGCAGCCAUCGCUUUGGGAUUAGCACACUCUCCAGUGACCUCCUCUAAAUCAACCUCCUCGCCAAAUCACGCUCGGAAUCAUUCUGUGCCUUAUCACACUCACAAACCCGGCCAAUUGUCUUCGUCAAGCGUUCUUAGUGAUCUCAGCGCUGGUGCACGUGCCGCGAUCAGUGCGGCAUCCCCUCCGAUUGCAUCGACCCUUCGAAUGAGUAGAGAAUUUUCUCAGCUGACCUACCAAGUCCCAUCAACCGAUCGAAUCAAUUCGGACUCUCCAAUACUCUCUAAUCAUGACUCAGCCACUUCACAAAGCCGAUCUCCUGCAAGUCAAGACAAGACACCCACCCCCGUCUUCACUUCCACCUUUCCAGAUCCACAACCACCUCCCACAUCUGCCCCUCUCGCCUCGCCUGGCUCUACUCAAGAAUAUCUAAAGAGUCCAACAGGUCUCAUGCCAGGUUCUUCUGACCCUGUCGAGCAUUCUCACGGCCGCCAACGAUCUGCCAGCAGUGUAGGCAGCGGUAUCUUCUUUCGUCAGCAAGCUUCAUCUCCUCUUCGGCCUCAUUCGCCGGCUAACUCAGCUGCCCCUAUCACCUCGACCAAUAUCAAUACUUCCAACUCAACAGCUGAUUCGUCCUCAGUCCAAGGAUCUAGAUCACGAUCAAGCAGUAGACUGGCUGCUAUUGAAGACCAACUCGCCAGUCCCGCUACCAGUACUUUUCCGUCUGUUACAGGUAAACAUCAAAUUGGUGCCGAGUCUUUCUCUUCGAUUGUGAAUGGAACAGGCGUGAAAUCUACUUUUAUGGACCCAAGAGAGUGGACAGUGACUAAUGUGAUGGAAUGGGGUAAGACAAAAGGUCUAGAUGAAGUUACAAUCUCAAAGUUUUCGGAACAUGAAAUUACUGGUGAUGUGUUAUUAGAAUUGGAUAUGAACUCCUUGAAGGAGAUUGAUCUCGUCGCCUUUGGUAGAAGGGUGAAGGUCACAAAGGCUAUUGAAGAAUUACGAAAGGCACUUCAAGCAUCCCAACAGGGAAUCUCUUCUUCGUCACCCAAUCCCGAUUCAAUCAAAUCAUCAUCUCCACAGUUCGACGCUGUACAAGGUGUCCAAAACACGCGUUCAAAUUCGUACACUCAUCGUCGAUCAGAAUCUACUUCAGAAUCUACUCGACCAGGCAGGGGGUUCGUUACGCCUGAUAUGGCUGAUCCCAUGUCCCCUGUUCCCAAUCAAAGGGUCAUGAUUUCCUCCAAUCUUGAAGAUAUCGUUGAUCAUGAAUAUGAGUCGGCCAAGCCUCUUUCAGUCAGAUCCGGGCCGCAACAUUCACUGCCAGGCAUUCUAACCGAUCUCAAGAAACCCGCCGCGAUUUCAUUCUCUGGCCUCAAUCAUAGACCAGAAGCUGACGUGGACACUAGUUUGACCGGUGAUUCUCCUCCAAAUUGGCAACAUACUAGACAACGGGAUGUUGCUCCUGGUAGCAUUGAGUAUCCUCGAAGACCACAUUCUGCUCACUUUUAUAGAGAGGCAGAAGACGCCGGUCUCUCGCCUGAUAAACUAGCCGAAAAGGCUGAAUUACAUGAUAAUUUCAACCCUACACCGUUGGUCCUACAUGAGGAGAGUGCUAAUACGAAAAAGUCGAGGAAGAAUCUAGCCAAACAAGCCAAACAACAGCGACCUGGUACAGCUAAUUCGAUCUUGAGUAAAAAGCCGUUCUCGAUUGGUGAGACAUCGACCGACCCGCCCUCUAGUCCUGAGCGCUCUUCUUCUGGACGACCUAGCGGUGAAGGUAAAUCGAGGAGCAGCUUCUUAGGCAAUCUACGAGGACGUAAACCACCACCUCAAUUGACCACCUCCGGAUCACCAUCCCAUCCUUCUCCGCCCCAGAAACUCGCCUCACCCGUCUCGGCGACAAGUCAUCCGGACGGUGUUGGGAAUAAAUCAAGAGGAAUCUUCAACUUUGGUCAUCAUCAUCAACAAGCACAACAGAUUCAACAUCUUACACCGAUCUUACAAGAUUCAAAUUCCAAAGAAUCCUUACCCAAAUUCUCUGCUGAUGAUAAACGUAAUGGUAAUACUAAGACUGCAGCAGAGAGGAUAGGUACACCUGAUCAUAUUGGUUGGAUGAGGAAGAAAGGAGAAAAGUAUCCUACCUGGAAAAUGAGAUAUUUCAUACUGAAAAAUUCUAACCUGUACUAUCUUAAAUCUGAGAACGAGGUCAGGAUUAAAGGAUUGAUUAAAUUAGGUGGUUACAAAGUCGUGAUGGAUGAUGAUGUGAAUCCGGGUCGAUAUGGAUUUAAAAUUAUUCAUGAUGACGGAUCGAGUCAUGCUUUUAGUGCUGAUGAUUCAAAAUUGUUACGUGAUUGGAUGAAGGCCAUGAUGAAGGCUACCAUCGAUAGGGACUGGCUUGCACCGGUGAUCUCUUCAUGUAACAUUCCUACUAUGCCAAUUUCCGAAGCCCAAAAGAUGUUUCCACCUCCAAGACCGCCAUCGCCUGCAUCUAGAGCUCGAGCUCAGAAAGCUAGAUUAGCGGCCAAUCCUGAGAUAUUAAAUACCAAAGAUCCUGCAAUGUUGAUGAACUUGCAACGACUUCAACAGCAGCCACAACAGCCACAACAGCCACAACAGCCACAACAACAACGACCCAUCAGUCCACCCGAGUCACUUCGACCCAAGAGGAGUAUUCAUAGGAAAAAGCCUAAUCUUGCAGGUUUGAGUUCACCACCAGAACCAGCAUUAUUCAAACCGACCGUUGCAGAUCAAACAUUGAUGAAUUGGAUCAAUACAACCUUGAGUCGAUCAUCCAUUACUAAUCAAAGGAUUCAAGAUUUCUCUGGAUCACUUCGAUCGGGAUUAGUGAUUGUGAGAUUGAUUGAAAGUUUAACGGAUGUACCGAGUGGAAUUGAUUUUGAUCAUUAUACGGGUGGUGAUCGAAUGGAUCUUUAUUUUGGAGUGUUUGAUUAUUUAAAUUCACAAAGGAUUCCGCUUGAUGGGUAUGCUUUGAAUGAUAUGAUAUCUGGUGAUCCAGUGAAGAAUAGAGAAUUCUUGAGUAGAAUUUACACCAAGUUUAAUAGAAGUCGACCUGCUUUUGUGACUGCUGCUUUAUGAGAUGAUAUUGAAUUUGAAUGAAGAAAAAAAAAGUGAGAAAGAAGAGUUUAGAAGAGAGAAAAGAAGAACAAACUUGAUCGUUUCCUUUUGGGUUUGAAAAAAACAUUAAAUCUUAUUAUAUUUAGCUGUUUUUUUUGUUUCUAUUUAGUAUAUUAUUCGAUUCUGUUCUCUUACAUAUAUAUAUAUAUACACUUAUAUAUAAUCAUUAUUAUUAUUUUUCUGAACACUUUUUAUAUCUUAAUUUUUCUUUUUCCGUACCUCCUAUGUCUUUCCUUUUUCUUCAAUGUUGUGUACUUAAUCUUUCGUUUCUUUUGAAAAAUCCCUUUCUCUUAUUUUGUAACAUUUGUGAUAUGUUUGAUCUUUAAGAUGUGUGUGUGUGUGUGGUAAGUGAGUGUGUGGUACCCUUGAAUGUAGUGGGUUUGGAUUUCUGUGUGUUUUGUGUUAAAACUUAGAAACAAGACAUCAAUCG
Messenger RNA from Melampsora larici-populina 98AG31, 4417 nucleotides. RefSeq lists its product as uncharacterized. NCBI's taxonomy places the organism in Eukaryota, Fungi, Basidiomycota, Pucciniomycetes, Pucciniales, Melampsoraceae. The record is from RefSeq and is a predicted model, not a curated record. Gene Ontology annotation, molecular function: protein binding. Bases 1 to 3948 code for a protein of 1315 amino acids. The transcript has 11 exons.